AACUGCUGACUACCUUCUUCACACUUGUUUUUACUCCCAAAAUAUUCCGGCUAUCGAACGCGUUUGAGCGACGGAGAGAGUUGCAUAUAGAGAGAGAGAGAGAGAGAAUGAUGGAUUAGCUAGCUAGCUUGUUCCUCCGUCGGCUCGGGCGGUCCUCUUCGAAUUGGAUCUUCUUCUUCUACUCACAUACACACACACUCGAUCUUGUGCCUCUGCAGCACACGGUAGUGUUGGUUGAUGGCAAAUCCUAGUCGUCAUAGCAGGUCAGGUGAUGGUAAUGGUUGGGCUAGCCCCGAGCGGACGAUGGUGUGGAGGACGGAGCUCAAGAAGAAGCAGAUGAAGCAGGUUGUGGUGGGCGUGGUGUACUACCUGUGCCGGCAAGACGGGCAGCUGGAUCACCCCCAUUUCGUCCACGUCCACGUCCCCUCCGACUCCGACUCCGAUCAUCCGCGGCCGCGCCUCCACCUCCGCGACUUCAUCGCCCGCCUCAGCGACCUCCGCGGCGCCGCCAUGCCCGCCGCCUACUCCUGGUCCGCCAAGACCACCUACAGGAGGAACGCCGGCUACGUCUGGCAAGACCUCACCGCCGACGACCUCAUCCCCGCGCCAUCAACCAACCAUGAGGAGUAUGUCCUCAAGGGCUCCCCGCUGCUCCACCAUAACUCCAAUACGCCCCCGCAGCACAGGAGGUGCAUGACAUCCUUUGACCUCGCCGACUAUCACCGCACCACCGACCCUGUCCCUGUCCCGGCGGCGGCGCAGCAGUCCUUAAUUGGCAUUGAUGAGAUAUCACCUCCACCGUCUUCAAGCAGCCCCGACGACACCACCACCCAGCUUGUUACCCUGAAGCAGAAGCAACAGGAGGAGGAUGGCUGCACGCCCCAGCAACAAGCGGCGACGACACCGGCAGGGCGGAUGCGGACGUCGGCGAUGCUGAUGAAGCUCAUCUCGUGCGGCGCCUCCUCCAUCAAGGAGCUGCAGGGCCAAGCACAAUCACAACGCUGCCGUGCUACUGCUUGGCAUAACAACAAGCCGGACAUCAUGGACCACCGUGACUACUUCAGUGGAAGCUUGCUGGACAACAACACAACCACCCACCCUAUCGACCUCACCCUCAGGAGAUCAUCCUCUUGCAAUGCCCACAGGGGACAGAGUAGUAGGCUUGGCGUGGUGGAUCAGGAUGGCGUCCCGAGGAGGCAACAGCUGCACGCCAAAUCGACGGCGGCGCGCAUGGACAGCCCGGAGACAGAUCAGAUCAGAUCAUAGAGGAGGGGAUCAGCAAGCUAAGCUAAGCUAAGCUAAUGCUCUUGUCAGGCAACUCAUCCAUCGAAUGAUACCAAAAUGUUUCUUCUGUUACUAGUACUACACUAGUUAGUUAUUUUAUUUCCCUUUUUUUUUCAUUUCAACAAGUUAGUUUGUUCGUUUGAGCGCGCGAUUCGAUCAGUUGGUGUGAAAACGAAAACGAAAACGAUGGAACACACGUAUAAAAACAUCUGUGUAAUCUCGUCUUUUAUUAACUUAAGGGAAUCAAUCAAUGUCAGAUGAUUGUCACCCAGCA
Messenger RNA from Oryza sativa Japonica Group (Japanese rice), 1558 nucleotides. Its product is annotated as protein SOSEKI 5. NCBI's taxonomy places the organism in Eukaryota, Viridiplantae, Streptophyta, Magnoliopsida, Poales, Poaceae. The record is from RefSeq and is a predicted model, not a curated record.